Molecule: messenger RNA, 2485 nt
Organism: Dendronephthya gigantea
Lineage: Eukaryota; Metazoa; Cnidaria; Anthozoa; Malacalcyonacea; Nephtheidae
Product: fibropellin-1-like
Exons: 11
Coding region: 1-1620 (539 amino acids)
Molecular function (GO): calcium ion binding
Source: RefSeq, a predicted model, not a curated record
AUGCAUCAAGUCGCGUACAGAACGCUGUGUUCAAACAACGGCUCAGAGAUCGACCCUUGCUUGACGAAUCCAUGCGAUGCUAAUGCUAUUUGUCUCCGUAAUUCAACUUACAACACAUGCAUCUGUAAACCUGGUUAUACCGGUCCAGGAACCAAUUGUACAAAGAUCGACCCUUGUUCAUCUAAUCCAUGCGAUGUUAAUGCCAUUUGUGUCCGUGAUUCUGACCACUACAUCUGCAUCUGUAAACCUGGUUAUACUGGUCCAGGAACCAACUGUACAAAGAUCAACUAUUGCUCGUCCAAUCCUUGCGAUGUCAACGCUGUUUGUGUCAGCCAUUCAAUCCACUACACUUGCACAUGUAAACCUGGUUAUACUGGUCCAGGAAUGAAUUGUUUAAAGAUCGAUCCUUGUUUGUCUAAUCCAUGUGGCAACAAUAGCAUUUGUGUCAGUACUCCUGACGGCAGUUACUACACCUGCACUUGCGAACCUGGUUUUGUUGGUCCAGGAACCAAUUGUACAAAGAUCGAUCCUUGUUCAUCUAAUCCAUGCGACGUUAAUGCAAUUUGUGUCAGUGAUUCUGACCACCACAUCUGCAUCUGUAAACCUGGUUAUACUGGUCCAGGAACCAACUGUACAAAGAUCAACUAUUGCUCGUCCAAUCCUUGCGACGUCAACGCUGUUUGUUUCAGUAACACUUACAACUACACAUGCACCUGUAAACCUGGUUAUACUGGUCCAGGAACAAAUUGUACAAAGAUCAACUAUUGCUCGUCCAAUCCUUGCGAUGUCAAUGCUGUUUGUGUCAGCCAUUCAAUCCACUACACUUGCACAUGUAAACCUGGUUAUACUGGCCCAGGAACCAAUUGUACAAAGAUCAACCCUUGCUCGUCCAAUCCUUGCGAUGUCAACGCUCUUUGUGUCAGUAACACUUACAACUACACAUGCACCUGUAAACCUGGUUAUACUGGUCCAGGAACCAAUUGUACAAUCAUUGCUCCAAGUUGUGCCUAUCUCUAUAAUACGUCAGGAGUGAGAAAAGAUGGUGUUUAUACCAUCAAUCCUGAUGGUUUGGGAUCGUUUAAAGUCAGAUGUGAUAUGAGCACAGACGGGGGAGGCUGGACCGUGUUUCAAAGAAGACAAGAUGGAAGUCAAGAUUUCUAUCUUGGAUGGUCAGACUAUAAAGCUGGCUUUGGUGAUCUUAACGGCGAGUUCUGGUUGGGCCUUGAUAAAAUACAUCGUUUAACCAAAUCUGGUCAAAAUGUUUUGAGAAUUGAUUUGACAGAUUUUAACAACGCCGAACUUUACGCCAAAUAUGAUAAUUUUAAUGUUGCUAAUGAAAGUACGGAUUACAGAUUAAACAUUGGAAAUUUCUCAGGUGACACAAGUGACUCACUUCGCGCUCACAACAGCAUGAAGUUCACCACCAAGGGUCACGACAAUGAUCAUAACACGGCUUUUAACUGUGGUGUACUUUACCGGGGUGGUUGGUGGUACAACCACUGUCUCAAAUCCAACCUGAAUGGGGUCUACUACCAUGACCCAGUGCUUCGCUACACCGGUAUCGUAUGGAACGACAAGAUUCAUAAGAAAGCAGAUAUGAAAAUGCGUUCAUUCUACUGACAAUCUGUAAAACAUCUAUCUAAGGCACAGUAGUACUCUCAGGCCUCGCCGCUAGUGAUUAAAAACUGCAUAGCAGCAGUAUAUAGAUAUUUCAUUUUUUAUAGCUGAUAUAGUCUUUACAGCAAUAGUGCAAAGUUUACAUGCGGAUAUAUUAGUUACUGCUGCUCCAAGACCAGCCACGUACCCAGGCGCUUUAGUGGAAAAAUAAUCGAGCGCACGGGGGUGCUUGGGGCGCUCUCCCUUUUCUUCAGCUGACCUCUAUACAACAGCUGAAUGCAACGUUAUAUAUUUUACUACUGAAGUACCUUGGUGCGAGGCUGAUGCCGCCCAUCCUCGUUCACACGCAACCUCGCAAGCCAGGCUCUUUCACCUGCUCACACUCAGAACGCGAAAAACCUUGGAACGUGGAUGACGGUGCGCUACGUCACAACGUGGGAGUUACAACAGGUUGUGACAGAGAGUUAUUGUGUCUUAUCUUUUCCUCGUUACUGAGAGGUCGACGAAGGUCGACGACAUCAAACCAAUUUUAUUUACUUCCCCCUUUUUAUCGGUUACGUAAGAUAAAGACAACACUUCCUCAUGGCUGGGUAACCACAAGUAGAGUAUUGUUGAGCGAUCUCGUAAGAGAUGCUGAACUUCCGAUAAAACGUUUCCGGGAGACCAGGUGUAGCCCUUUAUGGGGCAAUAUUUUGCCCUUUUAAGCCAAUGAAGCUAUGAACAAUAACCAGUAGCGGCGGAAUACGUUUCAUAUUGGGGAGGGGAGGCUAAUAUUCGAAAUUGCACGAGGAAAUUACUCCUGUCAAUAUUUUGAACAUGUGUUAAGUUCAUAUAUUAAAUUGAGUAAUUACAAUUCGUAAUUGUCGUG